Messenger RNA from Globicephala melas (long-finned pilot whale), 2502 nucleotides. It is a transcript of the gene ANKRD9, whose product is annotated as ankyrin repeat domain 9. The record is from RefSeq and is a predicted model, not a curated record. Lineage: Eukaryota; Metazoa; Chordata; Mammalia; Artiodactyla; Delphinidae. Gene Ontology annotation, molecular function: protein binding.
GCGGGCGCGGGCGCCGGCGGCACCCUCCCGUCCGUCUGUCCUGGGAGCUUCGCCUGCGCGCCGACCCGCGGGGGGCCAGCAAGCUUUCCGGCCCGCAGCGGGGGCGGGGACGCCAGGCCAGCGGCCCCUCCGACCCCCACGAUGAGGAAGCUGAGGCUCAGGCAACAGUAAUACACCCACCUACACAGAACUAGGUAAUCGCGGUGCGCUAGCCAGGUGGUCGGCCCCAGGCCCAUGCCGUGAGACCGGGAGGCGCCGCCAGCAUGCCGUGGGACACGCGGCGGCCUGGGGGCGGCGCGAACGGCGGGCCCGAGGGCGCGGGCGCAGCGCGCUCGCGGGCGCAGAAGCAGUGUCGCAAGUCGUCGUUCGCUUUCUACCAGGCCGUUCGCGACCUGCUGCCCGUGUGGCUGCUGGAGGACAUGCGCGCUAGCGAGGCCUUCCACUGGGACGAGCGCGGGCGCGCCGCCGCCUACUCGCCGUCGGAGGCGCUGCUCUACGCCCUCGUGCACGACCACCAGGCGUAUGCGCACUACCUGCUGGCCACGUUCCCGCGGUGCGCGCUCGCGCCGCCCAGCGCCGGCUUCCGCUGCUGCGCGGCGCCCGGGCCGCACGUGGCGCUGGCCGUGCGCUACAACCGUGUGGGCAUCCUGCGCCGCAUUCUGCGCACCGUGCGCGACUUCCCGGCCGAGGAGCGCGCGCGCCUGCUCGACCGGCGAGGCUGUAGCCGCGUGGAGGGCGGCGGCACGUCGCUGCACGUGGCCUGCGAGCUGGCGCGCCCCGAGUGCCUCUUCCUGCUGCUCGGGCACGGCGCCUCGCCCGGCCUGCGCGACGGCGGCGGCCUCACGCCGCUCGAGCUGCUGCUGCGUCAGCUGGGCCGUGAUGCCGGGGCCGCCCCCGCUGUCGGGGCGCCAGCGCCCGGGGAGCCACGCCAGCGCCGCCUGCUGCUGCUUGACUUACUGGCGCUGUACACGCCGGCGGACGCAGCCGGCCCGGCCCGCCGCGAGCUGCUGGGCGACCGGCCGCGCUGGCAGCGGCUGCUGGGCGAGGACAAGUUCCAGUGGCUGGCGGGCCUGGCGCCACCCUCGCUCUUCGCGCGUGCCAUGCAGGUGCUGGUCACCGCCAUCUCGCCCGGCCGCUUCCCCGAGGCCCUGGACGAGCUGCCGCUGCCGCCCUUCCUACAGCCACUGGACCUCACGGGCAAGGGCUAGACCGCGGGGGCACCCCGUGUGCUGGAUUUUUGGAGAAUACUAUUUUUCAGAGCGUUGUACCCGGCACUUUACAUAUAUUGUUCUCUGGACAGCGGAAUCUCUGCUUUGUCUGUAGCGUGCUUUGGGGGCUGGGCCAGGACGGGCAGGCGGACCCGGAGCUGCAGGUCUUCUGGAUCCGGAGGUGCUCAGCUCCCCACCUCCCUGUGUGGAUGGAGCUGGGCUACGGGGUCAGACGACGCCUGAGAGCCGGGCCCUGCCCUCAGCUCACUACCCAGACCCUGAGGAGCGGCCUCCCAUCUUGAUUUAGAGCCUCUGGGAAGGUGUCCCAGAGGGAGAGACAGCUGAGCUGGGCAGGUGCAGGGGGGUGGACUGACGUGUCCAGGCAGGGGGACGGCGGGUGCAAAGGCCUGGAGGCCGAGGGAACCGCCCGUGGGCGCUGGGUGGAGGUUCUCUGCCCCGUCAGCAGGUGGGGCCUCGACCACUCCCCUGUGGGGCUGGGCCUCAGGUCCCGAGGUGUGGAGGGCAGGACCCAGGCUGUGCCUCCUGUUUGCCCCCGUCCCGUACUGGCCACCUGCCUCCUCCUCGGCUGUCACUGGGACCGCCCCCUCCCCAAAGAAGCCCAGGCCUGGACUUGUCGCAGUCGCCCCAUUGGCUCUCUCUGGCGACUAGCAGGUACCUAAUCCUGGGGCUCCUGACGGGGGUGGCUGCGUCAUCCCGUGGGUGGGCCCUCCAGCCUCAGCCAGUAGACCUGGUUUCUGCAGGAAGGCUUUGAAGAUGGAGACUGGUUGACCCUUCAGGACAGAGGGACCCUGGCUGAGAAGCUGGGUCCGUGCCCCGAGGAGCCGUGGGAUCAGGGAUGGCCAGGCUGUCCUGCCCGGGAAUUCUGCUGGGCCGUGAAAUUCAACCCGCGCCGGCAUGGGCUGGAGGGCCACGAUGUUCUGCCAGGAGCAGAGGGCUAACGAUCUGCCCGAUGAACAGUGACCGCCUGGCUGGGGGCACCCACUGCCCACCCUGCCCCCUGUGUCCCCGAGGGGGGCAUGCCUGGGGGCCGAAGGGGCUUUGGGUGGUGGUGGCAGAGUCCAGGGUGAUGGGCCGUCAGAGGGGGGCUGUGGAAGGGGCCUGGGCAGCGGGAAGCUCUGCCAGGGGGCCUGGUUCUGGUCUGCACCUGCCACCCACUCUGAGGGUGACCUUGGAGAAACCCCUGCCUUGGGCUUCAGUGUCCCCAACUGCUUACAAAGGGGCUUUGGAGCAUCUCCAAGCUCCCUACCUGCCCUGGCAAGGAUGUGACCCCCGU